AUGGCUGCACAGCGGUCCCAUGUUAACCAAAAUGGCGGAAAUAGUUUGGACGAUGCCACAGCAAAACGAAACGAAAAUUUACGAAAACUUUUUCAAGCGAGCAAAAAAGCAACAAAGGCCACAAAGUUGCAACGUGGCUAUAGUGAAGAAGGAGUUGCGAAAUUUAACUACAACAGUACCACAGCACUGCACAUCAGCCAGAAGGAUGUUUCAAACUGCGACAGCUAUGAUGAUAAUAAUGUUCACACUGAUAACAAUGAAGUUCAUGAUACUCCUUUCGACACUGCUGCAGGCAGUGGCAGGUGGUCACGCAACCAGCUUUGGAAACAAAGCAACGGACAACUUGCCAGUGGUGCUGCCCAUGUCAAAGCAGCUACCUCAACUGCUGUCAACGCUGAUUACGACAGCGGCAAUAUGCGUUCGAGACGUGGCGAGAGUCGCAUACGGCGCUGGAGUAUAAGAAGCAGUAGUGUGUCGGGAGGUGAACACAGGCGACUCGAAGGAAAUUCCCCAAUGAGCCAGCGACAAUUGGGUAAAAGUGUUGUGGACACAAAUCAAUUGGCGCUGUCAAGCAAUCAAUCGAAAUGGAAAGAAAGCGAACAAGAAAUGCAAAGUUACUACAGCAACAGUUACAGCAAUAAAAAUAGCAAAAUUAACAAUGUUGAAUGGUUAGAAAGCAAUGUAAGUCAAAAAACAAAAGACUAUAACGAGCACUAUGGGACUAACUUUGGAAACUGGCAUGGCAGCAAUGGUGGUGAAGCGGAAGAAGAAGAAAUAGAUAGAGGAUUUGACUUGGACUUCGUUGAUGAUUUUACAGUGGCUUCUUCUGAACCUGAGGAAGAGGAGGAUGAUUUGUGGCAUGCGAAGUAUGAGCACAGUGCAGGAAAUCAAACCGCCAACUCAUAUACCACGUCACGAACCGCUGCAACACCUUUAAGUGCACACAGCGAUUGGUGGCAGCGACGGGAUCAGUCAGACUUGGGUGAAACAAAACGCGCCAAUUCAGUAGCAAUGAUUGCGAAUAUAACACCAACCACUGAGAAUCGAACAAAUGUCAGAUAUAGCUGGACACCAAAGGAGUUGCAGGAUAGUCCCGCAGCCGAGUAUGUGUCUGGUAAAGUGAGAUGCAAUUCAGUAGUUGCUGACAAUGACUGGACACGAAUCGAUGACGAUGGCAGUUGGACCAACCAGAAGGUGCCUUCUGGGAAAGAAGAGGUCAUCGGGCCAACGGCUGAUUUCAAUGAAAGUUAUGAGGCUGCAGCAUGCAAUGUCCUGUGGCAGUCACAUAAGUUGUCACAAAGCGACGUUGGAAAAAUAGCAACAUCAGAUUCACCACAACGGCUGUUAAAGCCGGAAUUGCAGUCUGCACAACGGCGGGGGCAAACUCCUACCUAUAAUGCUAGCCACAUUUCAGCGCUUUUCAAAACACCGCUUGUGAAACGAAAGCGUGGGCAAAGCGUGGACCGUUUGGGUGUAGGUGUGCAUACCACAAACGAACGUUGGAUGUCUGAAAAGGACAUAAACAUGAAAAUUGCUAACGGUUUGGGAAGAGUUGUGAAUGCGACAGCUAAACCACGAGUAUCGGUCGCAACAGCAGAUGAACCGACGCAAAGCAACAAUAAUAGCUGUACAAAUAAUUUUACUGCGCUUGACGAAUUGCGGUGGCAGCAAAAGCCACAGCAGCUGCAUAAUUCGGUGUACAAUGUGCAACAACAGAAUUGGAGUGGGAGUGGCUGCAAUGAAUAUGAAGUUGGUUCAGGCGAAAUGCAGCAUCUAAGCUCUGCAACUGCAAAAUCUUUGCAAAAUACAAACUUAGCUACUUGCAAUAGCAACAGAAAUAACAACCUUGCGAAAUUCGGUUAUACAUCGACAGAUUGGAGGGCAUCGCAAGCUUCGCUAGCUGAGCGUUUAACAAAAUUUCGACACAAGCAACAGCAACAAGGGCGACGACAGUCCAAAUCGGCCGAGGACGAAUUAUCGACGCCAGAAGGGUAUUACCAACAUUAUAGCAGUACAAGCGAUUGCCACAGCAACAACAAUCAGCUUUACAACUGCAACCAUAAUUCUAGUAGUGCCAAUAGGCCUUCGGCAGUCAGGCACGCUGAAUUAACAACCACUGCGGAAAUAUACACUCCAGCAGCGCAUCAGAGUCCAUCACUCUUUGUAGCUAAACUUGCUAAUAGCAACAAUAACAACUACAACACAGAACUACAUCAUAGUAAGUCAAGUCAACAAAGUGCAGACGUUGCAACAUUCGACGCAACUGAGGCAACAUCUUCUCCGGCAGAUUGUUAUACCAAAUCGGUCCGACAACGGCGUAUAUUAGUGCGCAGGCGCAAUAAUAACAAAAGCGGCCAAGCGAAUUCCACAGUAACUGUGACAGAAAAGCCAUCUGGGAUUACAUCAACCACCGUUGGCACUGAAGGACAAAAGGCAACCCAACAAUUUUGGUAUCUUUCACUGUUACACGGAAUUGGCCUAACCAGAUUUGGCGAUUAUGUUGCCGUGCAGUUAGGCGCAUGCGAUAGCAAUACUAAGAAGCCAGCCAACGCUAGGUUGCAUACACGUAGGCGUUCAACGUCACCCACUACAAUUUCCGUCGAGAACAUUCCAAAACGACGACGAGUCGACGUAAUGGCAUUGCUGCGCAGCAUGAAGCUGAAAGAUCGCCUCGCAAUUAGUUUGGGAGCAACACUGAUACUGCUGACACUGCUGUUGGUGGUUGAUGUGCAGAUGGAUUUCGGUGUGACGAAUCGGCAUUUAUUACAGCAGCAGUCACGUGUCCGUUAUGCAAAUGAAAAUGAUGGUGCUGGCGGCACAGGAGCUUUUAGAGAUUUUAAGCGAAAAUUUCUGCAAAAGAGCAAUUCAUCCGGUUCGAAGGAGACAGCUACGCCGACAACUACACAAACUCGAACCGGUGGAAGUGCGGCAGGUGGCAGUUCUGCUGGUGGUAAUGCAGGUGCAGCAGCAGCAGCAGCAGCUGGUUCCAGUGGAGUGCAGCAAGAUGCUGCAGCGAAGGAGGAUCUGAUAGCAAUUAGGAAACUGGAGAAAGAGCCGCAUGAUCCCUUUAGUGAUUUAGUACGGCUGGUGACCGGGCUUGACAAGACUGACUACUCACAUGUGUUGGUCGAUGAUGACGGGACAGUGCUAACGGAUAAUCCAACAUUCUCGGAAGUGACUGGUCAAAAACCGAGCAAAAAUGCAACAAAUCUGGAACGAUUUCAAUGGCACAUCUCUAAGCGUGAGCUGUACAAGGAGAAUGACACCACUGUGGAUGCAUUGCUACGUGAUAUGAUCAAGCUGCCGGUGCAGCAUGUUGUACAAAAAGAGGGCGGCACACAAUUGAAAUUGAUCAUCGAAUUCCCCAACGAUAUCAAGGCGCUGAUGAAACCAAUGAGAUUUCCGCGCGAACAACAAACGUUGCCAAAUCAUUUCUAUUUUACAGAUUAUGAAAGACAUAAUGCCGAAAUUGCUGCGUUUCAUUUAGACCGCAUUUUGGGUUUCCGCCGCGCUAUGCCCGUCGCCGGUCGCAUACUAAAUAUUACAACAGAAAUUUAUCAAGUCGCCGACGACAAUUUAUUAAGAACCUUCUUUGUUUCACCAUCAUCGAAUUUGUGCUUCCACGGCAAGUGUUCCUAUUACUGUGACACCAGCCAUGCCGUCUGCGGUAACCCGGAUAUGUUGGAGGGCUCAUUUGCUGCUUUCCUGCCCAGUUACGAGCAAACAGGGCGAAAGGUUUGGCGGCAUCCUUGGCGCCGUUCAUAUCAUAAACGCAGGAAGGCUCAAUGGGAAACUGAUUCUAAUUACUGCUCUAUUGUACGUGAAAUACCACCAUAUGACGAGGGUAGACGUCUGCUGGACUUAAUGGAUAUGGCUGUUUUUGACUUUCUUACUGGAAACAUGGACCGACAUCAUUAUGAAACUUUCAAAAUAUUCGGCAAUGACACAUUUACGCUGCAUCUUGAUCAUGGCCGCGGCUUUGGCAAAGCUUUCCAUGAUGAAUUAACAAUUUUGGCGCCACUGCUGCAGUGUUGCAUGAUACGCACAUCGACACUUACGAGGAUAUUGGAAUUUCACAAUGGUCCCAAGCCGCUGUCGCAGCUAUUGCGCGAUUCUAUGUCCGUCGAUCCGGUGCGGCCUGUGCUCUGGGAACCGCAUUUAGCGGCUCUCGAUCGGCGGAUUACCAUCAUUUUGAAUGGCGUGCGAGAUUGCAUUAAGAAAAAUCCACCAGAGGAGGGCUUAGAUUCAGAGGAUUUCCUGUCAUAGCAACUAAAGCAACAACAAAAACGGAUAAAGAUAAGCAAUGGCAAAUUUCAAUUCAUGGUGCGGCCGAAGAACCGCCAAACGAGAAUGACAGUUUAGCAUUAUAAACUAGGAUACUUAAUGUUGUAG
Molecule: messenger RNA, 4392 nt
Organism: Rhagoletis zephyria (snowberry fruit fly)
Lineage: Eukaryota; Metazoa; Arthropoda; Insecta; Diptera; Tephritidae
Product: extracellular serine/threonine protein CG31145
Biological process (GO): protein phosphorylation
Cellular component (GO): Golgi apparatus
Molecular function (GO): protein serine/threonine kinase activity
Source: RefSeq, a predicted model, not a curated record